AUGGUGAGCAUGAUGAGAGUUUUUCUGAUCCUCCUUUGGACAACGAUCUUGGUUCAGCCAAACGUACCUCACGCUGCAGGAGUUCAGGUUUUGCCACCUGUUAACUUCACCCUUACAGUCUCUGCAUUAGCACAAGUACUUUUAGACUGGAAACCAAACCCUAAUCAAGAACAAAAAAACUACACUGUUAGAUAUGAUGUGAAAAUCCUAAGCCCUGUGCCUGAAGAGUAUGAUACAAAGAAAACUCACAGUAUCCGGACAGCUGCACUUCACAAUGGUUUCUCUGCACACAUUCGGAUGUUACUUCUCCAUAAUGACCUUCAGAUGAGAAGUGACUGGGUGAAGGGAGAACUCCCGCCUCUGCCAGGUGCUCCAGAGACAUCAGUCACUAAUUUGUCCUGUGUUACUCGCAUCACCAUUUCUAGUGCUGUUUCCCUCCGUUGCACUUGGCUUCCUGGCCGAGGGGCACCAGAAGAUACUGAGUACUUUCUAUUUUACAGGUAUGAGACGUACACUGAAGAAUGUCAAGAUUAUAUCAAAGAUAAGUGGAACAGGAAUACUGAGUGCAGAUUUUCAGUGACUCAUAUUGAUCCUGAAGGGGUUGACAAUCUCAUCAUAAUACACAUUAAUGGGUCUAGCAAGUAUGCUGCCAUCAAACCUUUUCAGCAGUUAUUUAACCAAAAUGCCAUAGAGAAAGUGAAUGUUCCCAGAAAUGUCACUGUAUUCUUAGAGCAAAAUGAUCUCCUGGCCACAUGGGAGAAGCCAAUUUCUCCUUUCGUUAAAGAAUGUUUUGAAUACGAAUUUUACCUCUUCAACUUGAAGUCAGGUAACAAGCAGAUACUGAAAAUAUCCUCAAAUGACUUCAGAUUGCGGAUUGAUGUUACCAGCAGGUAUUCCAUACAAAUAAGAGCUAAUCGUCACAUAUGUUGUAUGAGAGGAUUUUGGAGUGACUGGAGUGAAAUUAUUUAUGUUGGGCAAAACAAACUGGAGAAUCCUGUAUCCUGGAUUCUCGCUGUGCUUUGUGUGUCCACGUGCUGCACAUUCCUGCUUGUUGCUAUAAUAUGCAAAAUAAAUCAUGUAUGGAGUAAACUGUUCCCACCAAUUCCAACACCCAGCCACAAAUUCAGAGAUUUUCCCUUCCCAAAUGACUACGAG
This is a messenger RNA of Phaethon lepturus (White-tailed tropicbird), 1155 nucleotides long. RefSeq names its product interleukin 5 receptor, alpha (gene IL5RA). The transcript is spliced from 10 exons. Lineage: Eukaryota; Metazoa; Chordata; Aves; Phaethontiformes; Phaethontidae. The annotation marks the transcript as partial. Gene Ontology annotation, biological process: immunoglobulin mediated immune response; cytokine-mediated signaling pathway. Gene Ontology annotation, cellular component: membrane; external side of plasma membrane. Gene Ontology annotation, molecular function: protein binding; cytokine receptor activity. The record is from RefSeq and is a predicted model, not a curated record.